Ipomoea nil (Japanese morning glory) is the source of this 721-nucleotide messenger RNA. Its product is annotated as bifunctional adenosine 5'-phosphosulfate phosphorylase/adenylylsulfatase HINT4. The transcript has 6 exons. The record is from RefSeq and is a predicted model, not a curated record. The coding region runs from base 66 to 494 and encodes 142 amino acids. Gene Ontology annotation, molecular function: catalytic activity. NCBI's taxonomy places the organism in Eukaryota, Viridiplantae, Streptophyta, Magnoliopsida, Solanales, Convolvulaceae.
CAACAAUAAACCAGCGACCCGCGUGUAUUCUCCGGGCAGUUCCGGCGACUGAGAGCGGCGGGGCAAUGGCGGCUGGAGUAACGGGAUGCAUAUUCUGCCAGAUCGCUACCUCUUCCACCUCCACCACUCUUCUUCACUACGAUGAAAAAGUUGUAGCAUUUCAGGAUAUCAACCCUUCAGCCCUCAGGCAUUACUUGGUAAUUUCAAAAGAGCACAUUCCUACAGUUAAAGAUCUCCAAAAAAGACAAGACGACUACACUUUAGUGAGUCACAUGUUAGAUGUCGGGAAGAGUCUGUUACGGAGAGAUGCACCUCAGAGCAAGCAAUACAGAUUUGGUUUUCAUCAGCCUCCAUUGAACAGUGUUAAUCACCUUCACCUUCAUUGUUUAGCGCUUCCUUACACUCCCAGCUGGAGAUGUAUAAAAUACACAUCUUUGGGACCACUGGGUGGAUUCAUUGAAGCUGAAAAAUUGUUGCAGAGAUUAAAGCUAUAAGUCCUCACCCCAUUGUGAAUGUAAAUGUAAUUGGGCAUCCCUGGGUUAUUGUACUUCUAGAUAGAAUGUGCAAGUCUUUAAUUUUAAGGUGUUUAGUAAUAUGAUUGUUGCUAAAAACAGAUACAGAUGAACAAGUACUUAUCAAGAUUCGUGAUUCAGUUCCUGUAUUGUUUUGAAAUAUUAUAAAUAAGCCUCCAUGCUUUUAUUAUUAACAAUAAUUGUUGAGA